AUGCUCUUUCCUUUCCCCUUUCGCUCGUCACCGGUCCGACAUAUUUACCAUUAUGCAAGUCAUCUCCGCAGAGCGAUACAUGGCUAUCCAACGAUGAGAAAUCCGCUCAACUCGCCUUACAAUUGUACUGAAGUCCAAGAACGAUGGAAACUCAGUGCAUAUCACGCUUCAUGGCCGGAAAGCGUCAGUUACUCUAUUUUCACGAAUAAUUCUUGCCUUCCACCUGGCAGUAGUGGGUUCACCGAGGAAAGGGGGUGCAGUAUUGGUGGGCUACCGCAGUAUGUCGUCGAUGCCACGGAGGGGGAACAAAUUGCGAAGGCCAUGGCAUGGGCUUCUAAACGAAAUAUCCGUAUUGUCAUCAAGUCUACGGGGCAUGACUUCAAUGGCUGGUCAACGGGUGCAUAUACUUUGUCUAUCUGGACGCACAACUUCCGGAACAUGGAGCACAAAACAGAUUGGCGCAUUCCGGGAAGUAAAGACACGCUAGACGUCCUGAUCUGCGGCGGUGGUACCCUCCUGGGGUUCCGCGUACAUUGCUCCAACAGAUCGGUUGUCGGCGCCGAGGAUGUAAGAGUUGGUCUAGGUGGACAGUUAACCAAUGGUGGUCAUGGUGUCUUAUCUAUCCAUCACGGCCUUUCGUCGGACCAUAUCUAUCAAGCUACAGUCGUCACCAGCGAGGGACGCAUUCUCGUCGCAAAUGACGAGCAAAAUCAAGACAUAUUCUGGGCUAUUCGCGGAGCAGGUGGUGGCCAGUUCGGAGUCGUGACCAAAUUCGUCAUUAAGACUAAUCCCAUUCCAGAGAAUGCUGUGAGCAGCGCCUUGACCUUUUACGCUCGUGAUACAUCUCGUCCCAUGGAAGAUGCUGCGUGGGCGGCUUUCGCUGACUUUGCCUCGCAAUUCCCAGACUUGAUGGAUGGGGGAGUGACCGGCACUGUUGACUCAAUUACUGGUAAAAUGGCCCAGAAAUACCUCCACUUGCCCCAAGCUGUGGCUGGUCCAGCCGUAUCGGCCAAACUUUUCGCCUUUAAUACCACCGUUGGAAGUAUGCGCGACAUGCUGAGAAAGUUGGUCACUCGUCUUCACGCCGCCAGCAAAGGGAACCUGACCGUCACUGUAACAGAGCCAUUCUCUGAAGACUUCCGGUCGUUUGCGGCGCCUGAGUUCCUCUCUAGCAAUUUCGCCGGGUCAUCCCGUAUCUACACCGGGCGACUCCUAGGGCGAGUGGAGCUGUCUGACAUUUCUAAAGAAGACCUGAACAAAUAUCUUCGUCAAAUCUCCGUCGCUGAGAAUCCCGAGGACAGAAAUCUGUUGCGCUUUGAUCUCCAAGCUGGACCUGGCCCAGCCCAAGUCCCAAGGAAACGCUGGGCCAGCGAAAACUGGUCCUGGAGAACCGCGUAUACUCUGACGAUGGCAUGGGGUGCGCAGAUAAACUCGACCGAUGACCCUAGAGAGUCUCUAGCAGCUGCAGCAGAGUGGUUUGAAAAGAAAAAGGAGCCUGUUUGGAGAAAGUGGGCUCCUGACAUUGGGGCAUACAUGAACGCCGCAAAUGGUUUCAGUCGCACUUGGAAACACGAUUUCUACGGCCCCAAAUAUGACAGGCUACUGGAAAUCAAACGCAAGUAUGAUCCAACCGAGAGUCUGUGGGCUUACAGUGGAGUUGGGAGUGACAAGUGGAAAUAUGAUCUGCACACUGGUCUGCUUUGCCAAGUGAAUCCUGAGAGGAAUUUCGGGGAGAUGGAGACGGAGAUAGUGUCAGGCAUUACAAGAACUCUUUAG
Molecule: messenger RNA, 1776 nt
Organism: Penicillium daleae
Lineage: Eukaryota; Fungi; Ascomycota; Eurotiomycetes; Eurotiales; Aspergillaceae
Product: putative isoamyl alcohol oxidase
Exons: 3
Coding region: 1-1776 (591 amino acids)
Molecular function (GO): FAD binding; oxidoreductase activity
Source: RefSeq, a predicted model, not a curated record